Molecule: messenger RNA, 2204 nt
Organism: Girardinichthys multiradiatus
Lineage: Eukaryota; Metazoa; Chordata; Actinopteri; Cyprinodontiformes; Goodeidae
Product: cis-aconitate decarboxylase-like
Exons: 6
Coding region: 97-1581 (494 amino acids)
Molecular function (GO): lyase activity
Source: RefSeq, a predicted model, not a curated record
CUGAGCUAACAGCACAGAGAAAGGGAGAAGCACCGAGGGGAAAACAGGCUUUCUUAGAGAAGUAAAAACACAGAGUGAAAAAUCGCUGAAGGGAUCAUGUUCAAGCUGCAGAAAACCCUCAGAGCAAUCCAGACUGCCAGAAGAAUCCACAACUCUGCUGUGGAAGUGGUGUUGAGAAGGCCAGCUCCUGAGGAGACAGUCACUGCAAGUUUUGGGAAGUUUGUCAGUGGGGUCAAGUCUGAGCACUUGUCCUCUGUGGUUCUCCACCGCAGUAAAAGGAUGGUGCUGGACAGCAUUGGUGUUGGUCUCAUUGGUAGCACCACCGAGGUGUUUGAAAUGGUGCUACAGCACUGCAAGCACAUGUAUGGUCCUGAUCACGUCAGCUCAGUGUAUGGACGCAGAGGGGUCAAGCUCUCCCCAACGUUGGCAGCUUUUGUCAAUGGAGUGGCGACUCACUCCAUGGACUUUGAUGACACCUGGCAUCCAGCGACUCAUCCAUCAGGAGCCGUCCUUCCUGCUGUGUUAGCUCUCAGUGACAUGAUGCCAGCCAGCAGGAAACCCAGUGGUCUGGACUUCUUACUGGCGUUUAAUGUUGGCAUCGAGAUCCAGGGCCGCCUGAUGAGGUUUUCCAAUGAGGCCCAUAAUAUUCCUAAAAGGUUUCAUCCUCCCACUGUGGUUGGUCCUAUGGGAAGUGCAGCAGCCUGUGCUCGCAUCUUGUCUCUGGAUCCCUCUCAGUGCAGUCAUGCCUUGGCUAUAGCUGCUUCCCUGGCUGGAGCUCCGAUGGCUAACGCUGCCACUCAAUGCAAGCCCCUUCACAUCGGCAACGCCUCACGUCUGGGGCUUGAAGCCGCCCUUCUGGCCUCCAGAGGCCUAGAGGCCAGUCAUCUGGUCUUGGAUGCUGUUGCAGGAGUGGCUGGCUUUAAUGCUUUUUAUGAAGAUUAUGUGCCACAGCCUUUAGAUUCACCCCAUGAUGGCCAUGCAUUCCUGUUAGAGGAGCAGGACAUGGGCUUCAAGCGCUUCCCUGCCCAUCUGGGGAUGCACUGGGUGGCAGAUGCUGCAGCUUCUGUCCAUAAGCUUCUUGUGGGAGUUGGUCCUGGAAAGGUCUUCACAGAUCAAGUCCAGGACAUCUUGCUCAGAGUCCCCCUAUCUAAAUACAUCAACAGGCCUUUUCCUGAGUCAGAGCAUGAGGCUCGUCAUUCCUUCCAGUUUAACGCCUGCAGCGCUCUCCUGGAUGGUGAGGUGACCGUGCAGUCCUUCACCCCAGCUGCCAUGAGCCGCCCUGAGCUGCAUGCUCUGCUGAGCAGAGUUCGGCUAGAGCAUCCCCAUGACAACCCUGCUAACUUCAACCUGAUGUACGGAGAGGUCCAGGUCACACUUGUAGGAGGAGACAUCCUGAGAGGACGCUGCGAUACCUUCUAUGGUCACUGGCGCAACCCACUGACCAUCGAGAGCCUGAGGAAGAAGUUCAGGAGCAACGCAGAAGUGGUGCUUCCAUCAGAGAAGGUUGAGCGGCUGGUUGAGGUGGUGGACAAGCUGGACAGACUUGAAGACUGCAAGGACCUGCUCUCACAGCUACAAUAAAUUUACGUUGCAAUUAAUUUAAAUAUAUAAUAUGGAUAAAGGGCCUCUGGAAUUUUUUUUUAUUGUCUUAUGGCAGUUUCUUUUGAGUUUAGCUGUUACCAAUAAACACACAUCUGUAAAUGUUUUAUCAUCAUCAUGCUGCUUUAAAAUGUAUUUAUUCUGUUGCUCAAAUUAUUUUGUUUUAGGGUCAUCUUAAUAUAAAGGGCUUUUGUUCAGCAGUUCUUAUAAGCUGAUGUGUAAAUAAUGUGAAAUCCAUCAAAUGUAAAAUUCUUAGUUCAGAUGAGGAAUUUUGGCUUGAAGUUUAUUACAUUUAAAAAACUAUUUGUGAAUAGGAUUUUCUGUUAAACUGAGCUUGUUCAACAUCAUAAUGUAAAACUGAUGUGCUUGUCAGUGUGUGCUUAACAGCAAAAUGUACAAACAUAACAAAAAAAUAUUUCUUUACUGAAAGAGUAAACUAAGUUUUACAUGUUGCACUUUUGUAGAAUGUGGACAUGGUUUUAAAACAUGCUUAAAAGUCAAACUAUGCCAAUUAUAUGUGUUUCUUUACAUUAUACGGCUGUAUAAAAAUAUGUGUGAAAAUAUUACAAAGGAACAUUAUCUAUUGUAUAAAAAAUGAACAUCAA